AUUGCAAAAUUCACAGUCGCUCCUUUGGAUUUCGGCAAAACAGAGUCCCUUGGCAAGCGAUCGUUAUCUUUUGAAGAAAAAUCAAAAUGAAUUUUUCCGUUUUUCUUUUUUCCAUUUGCGUUGUGAUUUUUUACGCAAAUGCCCAGUAUCAGCCAUACUACGACGACAGUGCGUACAACUAUCCAAUCAUCCCAUUUGCUGAUGGACGUUCCCCGAAUUUAGGUUACGACAAUCGUCUUUUUUUACGUACGACAACUACGACAAGUACAACUACUACUACCACUACUUGCACGGUAUCAACUAACGUGGCUUGCGUUGGUGGUCGCCGCAGAAGAUUCUUGGAAGACGAUGAAGAAGCAAUCAAACCAUCUCCAGUAAACGAAGUGGAGGUUACGCAGAUGGCUGAAAUUGAUUCUAUAAGGAACGAACGUAAAGCUGAUCCUCAAUUCGCAUUAUGGCGCGGAGGUGUUGGUCCUUCGUACGAGCUCCGAUCCACAUUUGGCCAGCAAACGCCUUUCCCCGUAUACUACAAUCCAUACAUGCGCCAACCCGUGGUUAUAGCUGACACACGCUUUUUGCUGAAUUAUUACGCCUUCACAACCACUUCAACUUCUACAACGACAGUAACUUCCAGAUCAACUCCGAUCUGUUCUCAAGGAAGUGGGUUCAACCAAUGCUAAAUGGAUCUGAUCCACAUUUUUAUUAUUUACUUGAAACUUACUGCAUAAGGCACAUCCUAACCGACACAUAAUCAGCACUUACCCAGUAAAAAUUAAUAAUUGAAAUUGUUCUGUACUCAGAGACUGCAGAAUGGUAGUAAAUACACAAACCAAUGUUGUUAAACUGCA
Molecule: messenger RNA, 848 nt
Organism: Daphnia pulex (common water flea)
Lineage: Eukaryota; Metazoa; Arthropoda; Branchiopoda; Diplostraca; Daphniidae
Exons: 2
Coding region: 87-680 (197 amino acids)
Source: RefSeq, a predicted model, not a curated record